Molecule: messenger RNA, 309 nt
Organism: Sporisorium graminicola
Lineage: Eukaryota; Fungi; Basidiomycota; Ustilaginomycetes; Ustilaginales; Ustilaginaceae
Exons: 3
Coding region: 1-309 (102 amino acids)
Source: RefSeq, a predicted model, not a curated record
AUGACUGUCAUUCACAUUGUCCUCGUCCAGGUCAAGCAGUCGGUGCUGUCCAACGGCUUUGACGAGCUCAAGCAGAAAUGCGAAACGCUCAAAGACCUACCCAUCACGAAAUCCAAAGCGACCGAGAUCAAGUGGGGUCCUCCCGAGUAUCCUGGCCGCAACCAAGGCUACAACUGGGGUCUGUACAGCGUAUUUGCUUCUCGCGAAGACUAUGAGGCGUAUCGUGACGACGAGGAACACCGCAACUUCUCUAAGACGGUGCUUUUGCCCAACACCGACGCCCUUCUCGCCUACGACUUUGAAAUCUGA